AUGGAGUACCAAAAAGCAUCAGAGAUUAAUGGCGUCUGCAAUGGAAAAAUUGUUACAGAAUAUCUCAACGGGUUCAGUGAAAAAUCCAUAGAGGCAAAGAAAGCUGAAUUGAUGGGCAAGGAGGAGAAGUCCCACAAGGAGUCAGAGGAUGUGUGCAAGAUAUCUGCCAUUGAAGGAGCCUACGGCGUCGUACUUCGCGAACUGGGAGAAGACGUGGAACGUGAGGGUCUACUGCGUACACCAUUACGGGCAGCCAAAGCAAUGCAGUUCCUCACCAAAGGUUAUCACGAGACAGUAAAUGACAUCCUGAACAAUGCCAUCUUUGACGAGAACCACAACGAGAUGGUGAUCGUGAAGGACAUUGAAAUGUUCUCUCUCUGUGAGCACCAUCUCGUGCCCUUCUUUGGCAAGGUUCACAUUGGAUAUCUUCCAAACAAUAAAGUGGUUGGUCUGAGCAAGCUGGCAAGGAUUGUUGAAAUGUUCAGCAGGAGGCUUCAAGUGCAGGAACGCCUGACCAAGCAGAUCGCUACAGCAAUCUCAGAGGCAUUAGAGCCUGCAGGCGUAGCAGUCGUCAUUGAAGCAGCUCAUAUGUGCAUGGUGAUGAGGGGUGUGCAGAAGAUGAACAGCAAGACCGUGACAAGCGCCAUGCUGGGACUCUUCCAAGAGGAUCCCAAGACCCGGGAGGAGUUCUUGGCUCUGAUCAAAAACAACUGACCCACUUGGACCGUUGUUACCUCACCCUGUCUUUCCAAGCAAAAACAGCAAUCUCUCCAGCUAUCACCAAACAAUGGCAGAUUGUUUUCUUAUUUUUCUCUUCUGCAUCUCAUUCUUUCAUUGAUCUUAGCUAAGUAUGUUCUGUCAG
Salvelinus namaycush (lake trout) is the source of this 862-nucleotide messenger RNA. Its product is annotated as GTP cyclohydrolase 1-like. The transcript is spliced from 6 exons. The record is from RefSeq and is a predicted model, not a curated record. Bases 1 to 714 code for a protein of 237 amino acids. Gene Ontology annotation, molecular function: zinc ion binding; GTP binding; GTP cyclohydrolase I activity. NCBI's taxonomy places the organism in Eukaryota, Metazoa, Chordata, Actinopteri, Salmoniformes, Salmonidae. Gene Ontology annotation, cellular component: cytoplasm. Gene Ontology annotation, biological process: tetrahydrobiopterin biosynthetic process; tetrahydrofolate biosynthetic process.